AUGGGCUUCAUUACAGAAAUUAUAUGGCCAAAUUUUCGCAGGGACCAAGUAUAUGCGGAAGACAUCCCGUCAGUCCGUAUUAAUUUCGAUUCAGAUGGUGCACACGUAAUUAACCCACAAUCGAUUCAGUUUCCAGCAAAAUACAGCUAUGGAACUGCUGAGAGACGAAUGCUACCAAUAAUCCUAAGUUGGGCAUCGACUGUUCAUAAGAUGCAAGGCUCUACAGUUGAUCAUGCAAUCAUUUAUUUAGGAUUUCGGCUGUUUGCUGCUGGACAAGCAUAUGUAGCACUUAGCCGGUGCAGAUCUUUGGACGGCAUUCAGAUUGAAGAACUUGACUGCUCCAAGUUGACAGCAAGACACAAUUAUAAGAUGAUAGAAUUCUGGUAAAAAGAGCCGAGAAAAUAUGAAAUACAAUCGAGUUCAUAACGAUGAGUCAUACCAUAUA
Bactrocera oleae (olive fruit fly) is the source of this 445-nucleotide messenger RNA. The record is from RefSeq and is a predicted model, not a curated record. Lineage: Eukaryota; Metazoa; Arthropoda; Insecta; Diptera; Tephritidae.